Ostreococcus lucimarinus CCE9901 is the source of this 1765-nucleotide messenger RNA. RefSeq lists its product with no specific name. Bases 1 to 1698 code for a protein of 565 amino acids. The record is from RefSeq and is a predicted model, not a curated record. Gene Ontology annotation, cellular component: cytoplasm; nucleus. Gene Ontology annotation, molecular function: protein binding. The transcript has a single exon. NCBI's taxonomy places the organism in Eukaryota, Viridiplantae, Chlorophyta, Mamiellophyceae, Mamiellales, Bathycoccaceae.
AUGCUCGUCAUGCGCUUGAAUCGCACGGAUGAGGACAGACAGAGGAUCGCGGGGGCGUUGGAGAUGCUAGAGCGAGGCUUCAUCGUGGAUUCGAGGGAUGAGAGUGGGCAUAACGUGCUUUGGGGAGCUUUGAUGGGAGCCGCGGCCGUCGCCGCGGACGAAGGCGCCGCGGCGGGCGAGGAAACGGUGGCGGUCUUGCGCAUGCUUCUCGAACGAGGCGCUCGAGCGAAUCAAAGGUAUGAUUCCGGCGAAACGCCGUUGCACUUGGCGGCGUCGAGCGGGGUCUUGGGCGCCGUCGCGGCGGUGUUGGAACACGGAGGCGAUCCAAACGCUCGCAACGACGACGGAAGAACGCCGCUGAUGCUCGCGUGCGCGCGCAAAUUGGAAGAAAGUGAGCGUCCGCACAUCGUUGAAACGCUCGUGAGUUGUGGGACAAACGUUGAAGCUCGUGAUUCGAAUGGUUUGACGGCGCUGCACAUCGCGUGCAAGUGCGGCAACGACGUCGUCGUCGAAGCGUUGCUUCGAUGCAAAGCUGACUGGCGCGCGCGAACGCCGAAGCUCGGUGAAUCAGCGGUGAUGCUCGCGUACACUCACGCGCGUGCUUCAGGAGUGAUUGCGGAGAUUUUGAAGUACGUCGAAUCUCUCGAGGGCGAAGCCGCGAUGGUUGGCGAGACUGAAUUUUUUCGCGCGACGUCUCCGCUCUUUGCGACGACGACGGCGGCGGUGCGUUGCGUGAAGGAAGACAUCGCUCUGGCGAAAUGGUGCGAGCGCGAAAAAGAAAUAAGUGCGUGCAUCGCUAAAGUGAGUGGUGUUACAACCGGGAGUGUUGAUUCGGGCAAAAUCAUACGCUUUCCCGAAGAUGCGUCGUGGAGUCCCGAGGCACGACAAGAAGUCACCGCGCUUUAUUUCCGGGCGUGCGACUUUGAACUCGACGACGACGAUGACAAAUCAAACGUCGCCGUUUCGCUGUAUCGCAAGUACGGGGACGUUCUGUCCGCGUUCAUUCGAUUCAAUCACGCCAAUUUCCCCAUGUCACUCGGCGAGUCGUACGCCGACGGAGGGGAAACCUUGCCCAUCGAUUUCGUUGCUCGAGCGCUUUACGCCUCGAAACAAGCGAGCGGCUCGUCGACCUGCGUCGGCGUAUCCUCGAGUCUGACGCCCACCAAACUACAUUCACCGGUGUACGUCGCGUUCAUGACCGUCAUGUCGCUCAGCGUCGAUCGCACGUUUCACUACGCCCCGUUCAUCACCGACAACGCGAAGGCUUGGUUGAUGGCUGAAUCAGCGUUUAUUUGCGUGAGUCGAGGCGGCGCGUACACCGCGGCGCGAUUGCGAGACGCACUGAACGUCCCAACGACGGUCAUAUUGCUCAGGUCUGACGACGACGCAACGCCGGCGUGUUUUGUGGAAGACGCGACGGUGAUCGAGCAAUCGAAGUUUCGCGAGACGCGACUCGAUUCGCACUCUCACGCGACGUUGCUCGUCGAACUCGUCCCGGGCGACACCGAGUUGCUCGAACUCGCCAUUGACAGCUAUGGCGGGACCACCCUCACGCUCGUAAACGCGCGCAGUGACGACGCCGAGUGUGGGGCCGUCGCGCGCGCGCGCGGUUUCAAAGAAGACGCUCGCAAACGCGCGCCUUCGUUCGUCGCCUCUGGCCGUCCGUUCGCGUUCUCGCGAUGGACCAAAUCUCCGUAGCCCCCGUAGCCCCCGUAGCCCCCGUAGCCCCCGUAGCCCGGUAGUCCUAGCGGCGCGCUACACCCCA